Messenger RNA from Caenorhabditis angaria, 2793 nucleotides. The record is from the annotation of a GenBank genome assembly. Lineage: Eukaryota; Metazoa; Nematoda; Chromadorea; Rhabditida; Rhabditidae.
AUGAAGGUGGGUAAUCCAAUAUUUUUAUUUUUAUUUUCGUUUUUUUGCUUCUUGGAAAAAAGGGUGAAAAUCAUGGCACUCGAACAUUUGAGUGCUCUUAUUGCGUUUUUUUCUAAUAUUUUUUGAAUAUUCGGAAUUCUUCUGGAGAGAAGAUGGAGGAAUUUAUAACGGUAUUUGAAAUUUAAAAAAAUAUUUUUUUGGUAGAAAUUCUAAAAAAAAAUUUACACAGAAUUUUUAGGCUCUGAAAACCCAUUUUUUCCUGAACUUCUUGAGCUUACCAAGAAUUUUACAGGUUAUUUUUUCGCCUAAAAAUUUCGAAUUGAAAUCCUGACUCUCUUUUCAACAGAAAUGUUGACGCUUUUUUGGGACAUUUUCGAAUGAAGAUUUUCGAUCGAAAAUUACAUUAGAGAAAACAGCUUGCGGUGGGACUCGAACCCACCAAAAUGACCACACGCAUUGCUUGGCAGUCCGACGCCUACCCGACUGCGCUAAGGAUGCAGACAGAAAACAAUUCGCGUAUUAUCAGGAUAUGAAAGGAGGAGGCAGAGAAAAGGGGGAGAGGAGUGAAUAUCGGGAGAAAUGUGUUGCAUUGUGGGAUUUUUAGAAAAAGUUGAUUUUUGGAUAAUAAUCCUAAUAAAUUACUAACAUAAAUUUAUGAAACUUAAAAUUCUAAAUUUCCAACCUUCCACUACCACCCAAAUGAAGUCUAACCUCUUCCUAUCCACCCUAAAAACCCGCUCCCUCCUUCCAGGUCGAAUAUUUCGAAGUGACACUUGAUAGAGGCAUCGAUGAACCCUAUCUUGGCGGUGAUCCAAUCAAAGGUGUCAUCGAAAUGAUUUGUUCGAAACAAGUGAAAAUCACGGGUCUUGUGGUGCGAUUGACUGGCGUUGCUGAAACUGGUUGGCGAAGUCGACAAGAUGAGUUGCCCUAUGAGAGUAGAAGCACAUUUAUGGAUGAGAGAAUCGAUUUGACAACGUGAGUCAAUUUUUUUGUAGCUUGGACACUUGGAUCUCUUGAGAGCGAAGAAGUCUAUGUAUUCAGAAAAUCUAUCAAUUCUAGAUCAAUCGCUGAACAUUGCUCAGAUGAGUUCGAACUACAAGAAGGCAAGCAUAGCAUCGAAUUCGAGGGCAAAAUUCCAUUAGAUGUUCUCUCGUCUGUCGAACGCGAAAAUCAUGGAAGUAUUCGAUAUACUUGCACAGCACUUAUGGCAAUUCCAGAAGACGGUGAUACAGAACUGGUUUCCGAGAAGACGUUCAAAGUUUUUUCGCUAUUAAAUUUAGACGCACCUUAUUUACGUGAUAAAUCGCAUGUUACGGAGGAACAAGAUGUUUGUUAGAUCUGGGAUUUCAAAAAAAACAAAAAAAAAUUUUGUUCCAGAUAACGGGUUGUUGUGGUCGUCGGCGUGGAUCGCUGGUGGCGACGAUGCAAAUCGAUGAGAUUGGUGUGAUGCCUGGGCAAACAUCGAAGAUUAGUAUAACUGUGGAGAAUAAGACGAAGAAGAGGAGGAGAUGGCGGAAGAAAAAGGUGAGUUUGCAGUAGAGCGCGGUUGCUCAACUAGAGAGAGCACGACCAUACAAGGCGCCCGUUGAGUCAGACGCGAGACGACGAGAGUAUUUUGCAAAAAUAUCUCGAAAAUGAAUUUCGCUUCGAGAUAUUUUCAAUAAAACAUGUGUUCCUUGAAACAAAAUACGAUAUAUUUUCAAAGGGACACAUAUUUUCUCAAAAAUAUCUCUUUCUCUGUCUCAGAUGACGUCAUCAGACUCCCGUCGUCUCUCGUCUGACCCGAGGGGCAAUUUUCUAUUGGAGGAAAUAGUCGUGAGAGGUUUUUGAAUUUCACGGCCUUUCAGAAAUAAGGAAUUUGAGAGAGACGCAGAGAAAGAAACGCAAAAUCCUAAAAUAAAAAUAAAAGCCAAAUUCAUUUGCAGUUCGACUCUUCGUUUCGAGACCAAGCGCGGGAAACAUGUUUUUCAAAUUUUUUCGAAUUCAAAAACUUUUCCCGCAGUUGGUUUCGAAACAAUAGAUCAAAUUUGAAAAAUAGAAUUUGAAGUAAUUUUAAAGGCGGUCAGACAGCUAUUCUCCGGUUGACGGAGACCACCCACGAAGCCUCUGACUUUAACCGGGCUAAACUUGAACCAAACAAAAGAUAGAGAUGAAAUAUUGUGAAAAUAUGAAACUUCAAAUCUUCCUGUGCAAAAGUGCGGCGCGGUGUUUGCACACACACAAAUCCGCUGGACGUGGGGGCAAUUUGAAAUUUUGAAAACACAAGAUUUUCUCAGCUCGUAUUAACUUUCAUGAUUUCGGAAUUUUUUCACUGGUUCGUUUCAUGAUAAACUAUUCUUGACACUAAACUUUGAGGAAAACCGGAAUAAUUGUCUAACUGCCUUUAAAAAUCGCUAACUUCAAAAUAAUGCUUCUCAAGCAAACAAGCAUCAUUUUCAAUAUUCAAAAUCCAAAUCCAAAUCCCAAUAUUUUUAGGAUGGUCAUGAAUGUGUUCUCCUAAGUCUCUGCCAACAACUCGAUUUCGUAGCCGUCAAUCGCUAUGAUCCAAUGCUCGUCGAUCAUAAAUCAAUAACAAUAGCCGUCGAAAGUCACGGAACAUGCAAAACAAAAGCCGGUGCCGGUCCACAAACCAAAGAAAUCGAAUUCAGUGUUCCCACGAAUCUCCCGCCAACAUCAAUUCACGCCAAUCGAAUCGUCACCAUAUCCUAUUUUUUCAAAUUAGACCUCGACCAUUUUGAUCUUGUUCUUCCAGUUAUUGUGGGCAGCACGAAAACUCCCGGUGUUAUUGAGUAA